This is a messenger RNA of Helianthus annuus (common sunflower), 1534 nucleotides long. RefSeq lists its product as uncharacterized. Lineage: Eukaryota; Viridiplantae; Streptophyta; Magnoliopsida; Asterales; Asteraceae. The record is from RefSeq and is a predicted model, not a curated record. The transcript has 2 exons. The coding region runs from base 192 to 1313 and encodes 373 amino acids.
AAUGGGGACACACGAAUGCAGAAGCUUUCACAGACUACUACACACUCCAGAAAACCCAUCAAUUGUUUUCAAGGGACAAUAUUAUCUUUCUCAGUUUAUCCUUAUUAUUAUUAUUAUUCCUUCUUCUCGCUUCUCGAACUUGAUUGCGUGCAGGUUUUCUGGGAUCAAAAAAUCUCAUAAAAAAGGUUUUCAUGGAAUCUCCACAAUCUGUUGUGUCACCAUUCAAGGCCUCAUCUCUCUAUCCUGAACCCGAAAACCGGAACCUCAAUCUUUUCACGAAAAACCCGAACCCCACAACGAAAAAACCCGAGCCCGAAUUAGUUCUUGGUGUUCUUCAGGUUCAUAUUCACCAAGCUAGAGACAUUCAAAACAUAUGCAUAUACCACAAGCAAGAUGUUUAUGCCAAAAUUUGCAUCACAAGCAACCCUGAAAAGUCAGUCACCACUCAAACCAUCAAUGGUGGUGGUCAAAAUCCGGUUUUUAACGAAACCCUUCAAAUCAAUGUUCCGACGAUUGAUUCUUCACUUAAGUGUGAAAUAUACAUGUUGAGCAGGGUGAGGAAUUAUCUUGAAGAUCAACUGUUAGGGUUUGCUUUGAUCCCUUUGUCCGAAAUCCUGAUAAAAAACGGAAAGUUAGAAAACGAGUUCACUUUAUCUUCCACUGAUCUUUUCCACUCGCCGUCCGGUUUUGUUCACUUGUCGUUAUCGUACACCGGAGCCUCCCCUGACGUAAUCGCGAUCUCACCGCCACCUGCGGGUGAACGAGUUGCCACCGAGUCGGAACUAGCUGAAUUCGACAAGAUUGAGUUCCCGGAUCCCAAGAUUGCGAACGAAAACCAUAUGAUGGUGAGCGAGUACUAUGGUCUUAGCUCGGAGAGUUUAGUCUCAUCCGACACCGAUGAUCAAACCGAACCACACAUUGUGGAACAAACGGUUGAAGUUCCAAAACCCGAGUCCCCACCUACAAGUGUGUCAACUAAUGAAUCUCAAUGUGCGAGUCAAGAAUACGAUUCGCCUCUGAAAGAAAAGGAAAACCCCGCGAAGAACGGUGAUCUUGAAAGUGAGAAUCUGGUGAAGAAGCCGAUUGUGACGAUCAACACCGAUUUUGAUCAGAAAGUGGUGCAGCAGGACUUUGUGGAUCUGUACAUGAAGAGUAUGCAACAGUUUACUGAAUCGUUGGCGAAGAUGAAACUCCCGUUGGAUGUGGUGGAGAAAGAGGGGCCGGAUUCUGGGAAGUCGGGUUCGGACCAGAAGAUUCAGACGCCCAAUGGGUCGCAGGGUCGGGUGUUUUAUGGGAGUCGGGCUUUCUUUUAAAGUGUUUGUGAUUCACAGGUGACAGACAAACUAGGGGUUAGAAUAAAAAAGACCCGUGAUUAAUACUCUUUUAAUUUAUGUAUGUAUGUAUGUAUGUAUGGAUCGAUGUGUUUUAACCUCGGUGUUUAUGGAGUUUAGUCUUUGUUUACCACUGAAUACGUGUUACUUUGUUUAGCUCUUAAUAAUGACUCUUAAUGGUUAAAGACCUUUUACUGGUUCAA